GGACCGAAGUCCUCAUCAUUCUCUAUCGAACGGUAUCAAUGAGCAGUUAGUUGUAACAGGACGGACCUGUUCUUUUUUCGGGCUGGUGAUAUUUCUAGGACAAAAGAAAACUUGUUCACCCCCGCAGGUGGGUCCAUAAUGUAAAUUUGAGGCAAGUAGAGUGCGUGAUAUUUAGUUGGUCUCAAAUUGUUCUUUUUCGGAGUGAAUCUUCAAUUGGUAGUAAAAUAUAAAACCAGGAUAACGAACGGUGAAAAAUCUCACUAGUGAACGAGUGGCUGGAAGAAAGUUAUCGAUUCAGUGGAUCAGUCCUGAGAACACAGUGCACAGUGGAGGGUGAAAUCUAACAUUGUGUGAGCCGCGGAAGAAGAUUCUCCUGCCAGCUGGAAUAGUCACCGACGGGGCAGUUGCUCGUGUGUCGUAUUAGUCGGGAACUCUUGCUGUUGAAAGAAGACGCAAAAUGGGCGACCACGGCCCGGAUAUGAACAUACUGGAAACUGAUUAUGUCGUGUUAAUUUCAGUGGUCCCAGCGGUGCUCGGCUUAACAGCGGCAGCCAUCCUUGCAGUGACGGCAUGUUUCUGUGCUCGACGUUUCCGUCGGCAGAAAAAGAAGGCCGGACAUGAGGUAUCCUCGUUGCCGUUUCAACCUCCGCGACCCCCGCGGGCUGUGCGAUCUCCGAGCGGUCAGCCACCGCAGUAUCUGAAAAAGUCUCCCUCACCUACGGGCAUUAAACCGCCACCGGGAGGGCACCUGCCGGCUCAAUCUCCCACGGAACAGAGCUGCAUACCGACCAACCCGACAGCAACUAUUACAACGACCACUACCAAGUAUAGCGAGGAGAAUGAAUUAACCCCUAAAAAGAGCCACCUGGAGCCCAAAUCACCGGAUGGCGAUACCUUGGACGGAAACGAUAACGAAACCGAGUACGGCAAGCUGGGCUCAAUCGUUUUCAAGUUACGUUAUUUGGCCGAUCGUAAUGCUCUCGUCGUUUCUGUGGUUCGCUGCCGAGGAUUACCGGGCAAAAACCAUAACUCGUCCAAUGGAUCUGAUCCGUCCGCUGGGCCGCUGUGCAACGGCAACGGAAACAUUAAACAGACGGCUACCGACCCGUAUGUGAAACUGCAGCUGCUACCCGAUAAGCAACACAAAGUUAAAACCAGAGUCGUCCGCAACACUCGCAACCCAGUAUAUGACGAAGACUUCACUUUCUACGGUUUGACACUGAACGAACUAGCCGGCAUGUCGCUGCACUUUGUUGUGCUUAGUUUCGAUCGGUACAGUCGUGAUGACGUCAUUGGCGAAGUGGUUUGCCCUCUAAGUGGAAUCGACCUACAGCAGAUUGAAAACCAACAGGUAGCCCUCAGCCGGGAAAUUCAGCCACGCAGCUUGAAGAUCCGAGCCCAAGGCCGUGGCGAACUGUUGAUUUCACUCUGUUGGCAACCGGCUGCCGCGAGAUUGACUGUCGUCUUGCUGAAGGCUCGCAACCUCCCGCGGAUGGAUGUGACGGGACUAGCGGAUCCGUACGUCAAGAUCUACCUUCUGUACAAUGGACAGCGAAUCGCGAAGAAGAAAACACACGUCAAGAAGCGAACACUCAGUCCGGUGUUCAACGAGAGCUUCGCGUUCGACAUCCCAUCUAUGGAGGGUUCUGGGGCUACCCUGGAGGGCGUUUCGCUCGAACUGAUGCUGCUCGAUUGGGACCGAGUAACGAAGAACGAGGUCAUCGGCCGGUUGGAACUCGGUGGUCCACGCAGCACCGGAUCGGCGCUGAACCACUGGAAGGAGGUGUGCAACUCGCCACGCCGGCAGAUUGCCGACUGGCAUAAACUACGAGAGUAAGCAGGAGGCAAUCUUGGUUUAUAGUUUUGAAACAGCUGAAAAGGUCUGUUGUUAAGUUAUGAUUUCCAGAAGGUUUUGUUCAGUGAAACAAUAAACAGAUUAAAGUGUUUGAUAUAUUUUGACAUUUAUCAAGCAUUAAAUUAAAAGGAUUUUUAUAAUUUUGAAGGAUGAUAAACAGUAAGAGUUCUGUUCAUAAAGAGUCUCAUUUUUUUCCAAAUUUACCAUGAAGUGAUAAAAUGUAAUGAUUUAAACAAAUUAAAAAUGAUCAACUAAUGACUGGUAUCACCUAACGAAAUAAGCUUCUGUAGUUUGGAGACUUAGACCAAAAUUAUGAAGCAAGCUUGAGAAAGUUUUAACGCAUAAACGUGUAUUUUCAAGUCCAAACUGUAGUGAACGAUAGUGCAGUAUAAAUUCAAAAAGAACCCAGUAAGAGAAAAAAAAAAAUGAAAAAUAAAAUACCAUAAAACCAAAUGUACAACUGCUUGAACAUGUGCUAAAAGUUAGCGGAAAGUGAAAUGUUUGGAGGCGACGUAUACAUAAAAGUUACCGCAGACUUCAGGAACAGAUGAAAAAUUUCUAAGCUUUGUGGUCAACACUUCUUGCUUUCUCAGAUUUAAACAAUACUAGGGUAGCGAAGAGUUAGCCUAUGUUAGUGUCAGUGAUGCUAAUGCUAACAUGGACGAUUCAUACUUCAGCUUAUAUGACCAGAAUCCAUAGAUUAAUGCAAAUAGUUGCACAGAGUUGAACGAAAUAUAUUUUCAAAAUGCACACAUCCGUACAUAAUGUAAACGCGCAAUCAACCGCUAUCUGAAAGGUGAAGUAUUUUUACCUGUUAUCACGAUCACACGUGACAAACUGUGACAGUGCAAACAAAACCUACACAAACGUGGAGUGGAACCGUAGUAACUGAAAAUUAAACGAAAAUGAUCCGUAGAGGUCAGCAGCAAAUCAGAAGUGUAUUGAGAAAAACAAAUUAAAUUUUCUGAUACUCAUUACAUAGAUGUAUAAUAACAAUUAGUAUAGUAAGUUUAAUGUGGUAAUCGUUGGGAUGUUAAAAAAACAGACAAACAAAAAUCGCAAAAUAAUUUAAUGGCAAAAGAAAACUAUGAUUAGGACUGACUGACUAACGUUAUGACUUCGAGCGCUUGGUUGUUAAGGCAGGAAUUAAAAUAGAACGUGACGGGCAGGUAGAAGUAUAGAAUAGGAUCAGUUGUUUUCAACUGACUAUUCUCUGAGGACUAAAGUAAUCUUCGGUUUUGCGACCCAUACUUUUGUAAAUAGUAUUACUUUUGUAAUAGAGCCUGUUAUUCUCGCCUAGUAUUUUCCGUCGGAAUAGCUCUGCCAUACCUGUAAAAGAUAAUGUUUCAUGCCAUAAAAAAAAAUCUCAGAAUUAUUUAAUCACAAAGAAGAUAUAUUCUGUUAUCAAAGAUCAGGUUAAACGAUAAAUAAGAGUUUACAAAUUGUCAUGGAAUACUCGAUUUUAACUGAAAUUGAAAAUACCAUAUAAUUCGUUACCAGAUCAACUAGGUAUAAUAAAAAUCUUCCAAUUUCAACCGAUACGACUGGCUAACCUUAACACAUUAUAAUAAUGCAAGGAAGGACACUAGCCGUUACGAUCCCAGUAGGGCUUCAACUGAACUGAAACCAUUUGAUAUCUAUCGAUUAAAGAUUGUCUACAGAAAGUCAUCACUGUUUUAUCUGUUUGUCUGUGUUUUAACAGUGUAUUAUGAAACUAAUUCGUUGUUGCUAUUACAUACAAUACAUCCAGCGUUGCCAGGUAUCCAGAUUUAGCUGGAUUAUCCAGAUUUUUGAACAUGUAUCCAGGUAGACAGCUUUGAUGUCCAAAUAUUCAGAUUUUUCAUGGAUGAUCCAGAUUUUAUCCAGAUUUUAUUUUCUCUGUUCCGCAAAAAGGUCAUCACUUCGAUUUUGGCGCGAAAUUUUGCAAUUUUGUCACCACAAAUUUUGCGUACCCCAAGACUUUUAUUCGAAAAAUUAACCUUUCACCCCACGAAAUGACUGCCAGAUUUUUUCCAGAUUUUUAUUUUGCCUUUUCCAGAUUUUUUAAAAAAUGACCUGGCAACGCUGACUACAUCAUCCUUUCUUUUUUUUCGAUUCUCCGUACGAUUUCCUACCGGUUGCUUUAGCGAAAUUGUUGCUAAUCAGGAAGUCUUAGAUCAGGAAUAAUGCGAUUUAUUCCAUCAACUAAUUAGUGAUGCAAGUUGCAAGUUUUUAGUUCAGAUUUUUUUCUAUUUUCAUGUAAACAAAAUUGAUUGAAUGCGUGAUUUAAAAAAAAUACCGCACAGACAAAAUUCUGCACACAUUUUGAGGAAGUCUGCAUGUCUGCAUGAAUAUAAGGAGAUUCGGACAAAAAUUUACAGGAACUACGAGAAUACUGGAAACAUUUAGCGCUUUGCAGAUUAAUUUGCACAACUUACAUUCAACCGCACUCAAAAAACAUUUUACGAAGUUUUAAACAGCUGAGCUUCCAAUAAACGGUUUGAUGAUUGUUUUUUCAACGUUCGGUAAAUUUUUUGUAUGUUGAACAUUAUUAACAAAGAGUCAAAUUUUGUACAUUCAGUAGAAAUUUAGAGCUCUCUGCAAAUUUGAAAUGAAAUGACUGAAAAUUUGAAAUGAAAUAACUAACUAAAAAUUGAAAAUUAAGUUCAAAUUCGUAUUGACCGCAAAUUAUUUGAAGAAAUCAAACCAAGAUUCCUCUCUAUGGUAAUGAAGCAUUCAGCUUAUACGGUUUGGCAUGAGUUCAACAUUCACUCUCCUUAUUAUCACUUUCCUUGCUAUUUAAAUAAUUGUCAGCUUUCAUCAAAAUAUACUAUAAACCUGGGUUGAACCCGCGGAUUACGGCUCGGUGAUGAUGUAUUUAUUUUUAAAAAACGCUUUCUAUAAUCACGCUAGAGUGGAAAGACCAGACAGUAGGAAUGGAAAAGAAGACGUCUAAAGCAGUACCGAUAAGAUUAAGGAAAAUAAAACAAAAAAAAACGUUUUUGCGAAGGCACUAUAUGAAAGUAAAACGAAUCAAAUUGGAGUAAUAAUACACAACAACCAAACUCAUAUGAUAUUCAAACAAAACAGUAUAUGCAAACCAAUUAUCAACAUUAAAUGACGGUAGAGCCAACCGCUCUACUAGCUUUACUCUGUUUAGCUUGGCGAAGGCAGAGCAAAAUGUGAACGAAAACCACAAAAACACAUACCCAUUUUUUCGAAUGUAACCAUAGAGGUAUAGCUGUAACUUUUUAAGCAUAUUAUACAUAGUAUAGCAUAAGAAAAUCAGUACUAACCCAACUAGACCAUAGACUGCAUAAGCUUAAUUUGUUCCAAUAAACGCCGGAGUAAAUUUGUACUCCACGGAUUCUAUUGGCUUUCGCCUACAGUAACUCACCGUAGAUAAAAUUGUUAGCACUCUGUAGAAGUCAAAAAUUGGUAAUACUCUGCACUUGUUAUGCCUGUUACCUGUUUAGGUUUUCAACUUAUGCUCUUAAUAAGAGAUAGCAAGAAAAAAAAACCAUUUGUUGCUAAUUGGAAUGUAUUAAAAGAAAAAGAUCCGCUAUUUUUUCUGUAUUUAACAGAUUUAUUUACAGCAAGGAAAUGCGUAGAGUAAAUGUAUAUAACGUAAAAUUCGUACAUUAUUCUCUCUAUUUUAUGUUAUGACUCACAUAUAUAAAGAGGAAAUUAACAAUAAAAGCCUGUAAAAACAUA
This is a messenger RNA of Wyeomyia smithii (pitcher-plant mosquito), 5548 nucleotides long. It is a transcript of the gene Syt4, whose product is annotated as synaptotagmin-11. Bases 458 to 1837 code for a protein of 459 amino acids. The transcript has 3 exons. NCBI's taxonomy places the organism in Eukaryota, Metazoa, Arthropoda, Insecta, Diptera, Culicidae. Gene Ontology annotation, biological process: regulation of dopamine secretion; calcium-ion regulated exocytosis; cellular response to calcium ion. Gene Ontology annotation, molecular function: clathrin binding; SNARE binding; calcium-dependent phospholipid binding. Gene Ontology annotation, cellular component: synapse; membrane; axon. The record is from RefSeq and is a predicted model, not a curated record.